AUGGAAUAUUUUCGUGACAAUGAUAACAAGUUAGUAUAUAUUCAAAAUAUUUUAUAGAAUUAAUUUCUUGUUGUAUUAUAUUAUAUACGUGUUCAUCUUUCUUCAUUAGCAUCCAACAAGCUUUUGAUGAGUUUUUUAAAACAAAAAAUAUAGAAGAACAAUGCACAGAAGAAUCCUUCAAGCAACUGCAUGAAGCAUUUUUGGUACUUGAGAAUUUGAGAAAGAAUUAAAAUAUUUUUUAAAAAGUUUUAAACAAAUAUUACUAACAUAAUAUGAAGUGGUAUAAUUUACAAUUUAUAAUUUCGAAAUUUGAUAUCUUUAUCUCUCGCAUAUACGCUUUAGUAAUUACUAUAAUAAUUUUUAUUUUCUGUAGAUUUCACCAAAUGAAGAGAUGGAUAUAACCCAAUUAUAUGACGCAUUUGAAAAUAUAUUACACAUUCGAAUGCCAUAUGAUGAAUUUAAAAUUUUAUUUAAAAAAAUGAAUUUGAAGAGAGAUGGAAAUAUUACCUGGAAUGAAUUUAUUUCGUAUUUAUUAGUAGAAUUUCAAAAGAAAGAUACUACAUUACAAUGGCAAAUGUUGAGACUUCCAAUAACUGAUACUCCUCAACUUUUGAAAUCAAAUCAUCGUACAGCUAUACACAAAAUCAUAUUUUGCCCUGAAGUUUUAUCUGAUAGAACUGCGAGUUUUCACAGAGGAUUUUAUUUAACUAUAACUAAAGAAGGUAUCAUAAAUUACUGGACUUUGGAUUUAAAAUACGAACGUAGCGCGCAAUCUGUAAAUCCAUAUUUAAAAGUACAACAGACUUUAAUAACCGAUAUGAUAGUAUUGCCUGAUAUACAAAUAGUAUGCACAAGUUCUACUGAAUGUGAUCUAAGAUUUUAUGAUACAGCAGCAAAGAAAUUUGAUCUUCGAAUAAUGAUAUCUGGCUUGGACAAUGCAGUCAUUUGUAUGGAUUAUUAUUUUAGUAAAAAUAUUAAAGAAGAUUCAUAUAUUGUGCUUGGAGAUAUGAAUGGAUCUGUCAAAGUUAUGUCUUUUAGUCCAAUAGAAAGAGGACCAUUUAAACAAGAACCUCAACGUGAUACUUUAUUUAUUCGUUAUGAAUCUGUCUUGAAGGCAAAUAAUUUAUCUUUGAAAGGUGAACUAAAAGGUUUAAAGGUUUUAGAAUUUAAGAAUGUACAUACAGACUGGGUAUUGCAAGUAGCUUAUUACGGAAGUUUAAGAGCUUUUAUGUCCAGUAGUAAAUGCAAUAGUUGUUCCUUAUUAUUCAGUGAUCUCACAGGAGCUAGGAUUCAAUACAGGUUUAAAGUUAACAUGGGUAUAUCCUGUUUCACAUUUUGCGAAGAGGGUCAAUUAUUAAUAACUGGUGGACCGGACUGUGUAGUUCGGGUUUGGAACCCUUUCGUGACCAGAAGAGCAAAUAGUACUUUUCAAGGUCAUCGUGCGCCUAUUUGCGCUUUAAUUGUACAAGAUGGUAAACGCGUGUAUUCUCUUUCAAAAGAUAGAUGUGUCAAAGUGUGGGAUGUAUUAGCUCAGUCUUGUAUUCAGACGUACAAUGGCCUCCCUAGUGAAUUAGGUGAAUAUAUAUCAAUGUCUGUAAUAUAUAAUACAUUGAAUCGCAAAAUGAUUAUUGCUAGUUCAAUGAUUGCUGUGAUCAUUUGCGAUCCUGAAGUCAACAAAGAAAUAUCUGACGGUUUUACACACACAAAGCCUAUCAGCUGUGUUUUGUAUAAUCAUCUCUACAAAGUGGUAGUUACAACUGGAUUAGAUUCUUGUAUAAUAGUUUGGGAUCCAUGGCUUGGAAAUCGUUUGUUCUUAGUAACUCAUGCACACAGUAGAUUCUUAUAUGGUCAGUUUCAUGACAUUGAAAUCACUGCUGCUUGUUUCGAUGAGUCUGAACAAUUAUUAGUGUCAGGUGCUCGUGAUGGAACAUUAAAAAUAUGGAAUUUUAAUACUGGCACUUGUUUACGAAAUAUGACACUUGAAACUCAAUGGUACUUAUUACAUUUGGAAUCGUCAAGUCGUAGAAUUUGCAACUUCUGACGCAUAUGUAUUUAGAAAAGAUUGGGGAAUAAUCCAUACUGAUGAUAUUCUUUGUUCAGCCAUGUGGUACCCUCAAGUAUUGGCUACGGCAACUUUUAAUGGAGAAAUAAUACUUUGGAGACUAGAAACAGGUCAACCAUACCGAAAAUAUAAAGUUAAUGAACCAAUGUCAAGUCAACAUGCGAUGGUUUCUAAAUAUCAAGAAUCUGCAUUGAAUAUUACACGAUUUGUUGCUGUGCGAGCUGUGAUAUUUUUAAAUGCCCGACCAGUUGGACCUAAUAUUGGAACAUUGUUAGUUUCUCUUGAUUCAGGAUAUAUACAAGUAUGGACUCAUCAUCCUGCUGGUGGAUUUCUACAAGCUUUCUUAGUUAUUCAUUCUGUAUACGAUUGUGCAUUAGCAUUAGCAACCGACCCUAAAAAUCACUUUCUCGUAACGGGUAAAGAAAGACAUAAUGCUGGAUAUAUUAAAGUUUGGUAUCUGGCAAAUUAUUUGUUGCCGAAUCCUCCUAAGAUAUCUAUGCCUCUUUUACGGUUGGAAUUUCCAUUUUUAUGGAAAAAAAAAAUUACUGGCAGAGCAAAAAGAGCAGUAAGAGAUCAACCUUUACCACUUUUACUUUCAUCUAUACAUGGGCAUUUAAAAUCAAUUACAUCCAUCCAAAUAAUUCCAGAUGCACGCAUUAUUAUUAGUGGUAGUACAGAUCAUUCUGUACGCUUGUGGACAUUUGGUGGUCGUUACAUCUCAACCCUUGGAACUUUUAAGCCUUGGUCAACAAUUUUACCAACGAUCCCAACAUAUCAAUAUUUUAAAGAUUACAGAUAUCCACCGGAUAUUAAAAGAGUCGCCAGUUCUACUACACUGAAAAUUUUCGAAGGAGGUAUCAGACAUGAACCAGACCUUAAACAUGAAGAAUUAAAAGAAAUUGUGAAACCUGAGCAUACUAUGAUUAAUGGGCAAAGGCUUACUAUUGCUAUGAUGGAUAAAUCAGUUCUAAUGAUCCUUGCAGAUCAACCAAUUUUAGAUACAUCUUUACCAUAUGUAAACAUUUUUAUAUCUAAUUAUCUUAUUUUGUUUAUCGCAAAAAUAAUUUGUCAAAAACACAUAGUUCAAUAAGAAUAUUAUUACAGAUACCUAUAUACACGCACUUAAAAUUAAGACCUUUGGAAAUCAUUCAAACACCAAAAUUACCAACACUUUUACAAGAACAAAAAGAAUUGAUGUAAUUUGUUUCAAUUAUUAAUUACUAUUAAUAAUAUAUGAUAUUAUUUAUAAUAAUUUUCUAUUUAAAAAAUGCAUUUGUGAUCAUGAAAUCACUGCACGUACAAAGGAAGAUAAAAGCAAACUAUAUAUAUUAAUAUCUUAAUAAUGUCAUGCGUAUUUUAAUAAAUUUUUUAAAAGAAAAGAAAAAGGCUAG
Molecule: messenger RNA, 3453 nt
Organism: Heterotrigona itama
Lineage: Eukaryota; Metazoa; Arthropoda; Insecta; Hymenoptera; Apidae
Source: the annotation of a GenBank genome assembly